CGUGGGUGUAAACAAAUCUUCAAAUCCCGCCAGCUUCAUCAAAUGCUUCACAUAUCUAAUGAGCUUGACUGGCUGGUUUCAUACCGCAGCAAAACAUCCUUUAUAAUGGCGGUCUCGAUAGCAACCGAGCGGCAUUGACCGGCGAUUUCACCAGCAGCCAGCAAAAGAAAACAAAUUGCACGGCCUGGCUAGCUCUCUUGCUUUCUCCAUUGCUAGCUGGAAAACGCAAGUGGAAUAAUGUAUGUAACGAAUAAACUGCAAGGGUACCUGCCGGAACUAACGUUAGCUAACUAGCUUUAUUUAUUUGGAGUUCAUAGUGGUUGUUGCUACUGUUAGCUUGCUUGCUAACGUUAGCGCAUUCACUUGCGGAAAAUGGAAAGUGUGCGGAUAGUGGCUGGGGAGAGGAGCCGAUUGGAGGUGGAUUCCCUGUCAACAUCAGUCGGAAUAUUAGACUCGGAAAUUGGACAAAUAAGAAGUGGCAGCAAGUUUUUAAAGGCCAGUGGUGGUGCACUCUUCCCCGCUGGAAAAAUAACUGCGACGGGGGAAGAUGAUGGCGGGGGCGGGGAGACAAAACUCUUGGGACUUGCUACCACCUCCCUACUUCACAUAGCGAUACGGAACGGGAUUUACCAAAACCAGGCUGCUAACGCCACCAGUAGUGCUGCCAAUCUCAACAUGACCACCGGUAAAACACCCAACAUCUACAGCCUCGUAUCGGUCAGCAGCACCAGCGUGAACUCGUUGUUGACCAGGAGACGGCGGCACAAGAGGAACCUCUCGGCCGCAGCUUUGACAAUCUCAAGCCCACCCGCAGUCUCCUCCGUUGGGGGAGUGAGACCCACACUGUCCGCAUCGUCUGUCAGCAACACACUGAGCCUGGAUAGAAAGACCUUGCUUCGCCAGAAGCAGGCGAAGCAGCUCCAGCCCAACGACAAGGCGUGGGUCCGAGCUGACCUCCAGCAGGGUUGUAUCCACGUCCAUGACCGACUCACGCCCUCCUACCCCCGGGCGGUACUAUGCGCCGUGGACACCACCGCUGGGGAGAUAGCGGCUCGUCUGGGGCAGCUUGGAGGUAAAUGUGGAGGGAUACUAAGAAUGACUCGCAAAACAAGUGCUUAUGUUGACCUGAACGGUAACUGCAAUGGUAGCCAUGGGCAUAUUGACUACCAACUUGGUGUGAAUAAAAGUAACAACGUGAAGACCUCCUACCCAGGUUCUGUGAUCUCCUACUCAGGGUCAGAGGAGAACCAACCAGUCUCUCCAAUCAAGCGGCUUCAUAGCAAUAACAACCAUGCUCAAUAUUACCUGGAAACAAAUAUAUUACUUUCUGACUACAAGAUACCAAGCACCUCUUCCUCUGAGGUUUAUCUAAAUGACAGUGAGGGUGCAGACAUGGGCCUGAGUGGGGCCGACAGUUGUGGACUGUACUCAGGCUCAGACAUGGAGAGUAGCACCUUUGAUGAUUUGAGCCCCGGUGGUCCGCGGCCCAGCCAACACCGGAACUCCCUCAGUGAUGCUGCUGUCCUUGGGACAAACUCCUCAGUGCUCAGCCCAAACUUAGAUUCUGCCACGGAGGAAUUGGACCCGUUUGGGAGUUCCUCAGACGAGGUUGAGCUUGACCCUUCCCCGACACACACAGCCAGCAUCCCCACUGUCACUCGGCAACAGACCCUGGAGGGGAAAUCCAUGCACGUCCCCUCAACUGAUGCCUGCAAAGCUCCUGACAACAGGCUAUCAAAGUCAAACCAACUGGAAGACAAAAAGGCUACUGAUGAAGGUGGAAAAACAGGUAGCACUGGAGGAGAACCCAGACUGAUCAAUCCCCUGUCAAGCUGUGGCAGUAACUCACUGGCCCUACCUCUGACUGGCAGAGCAGCUGUUGAGUGUGACCUGGUCGUUUCAGGGGAGCUGAGAGGGGUCCCAGGCCCAGAGAAAGCCUCACCAGCACCGGCCCUCUUCGCCCAGCUGCACGGUGGAGCUAUGAGGAGGCUGGAGGAUGAUGAGAAGCCUCUGCAGAUGCAGAAUGAGUACCUCUCUAAUCUGGGCUAUGGAGACCCGUGGCGGGUACAGGAAGAGGGUAUGGACCCAGAAAUAGGCUGUCUCAUACGCUUCUACGCAGGUAAGCCGCAGUGUGUGGGUGGAGCAGACCGGGUGCAGCUGAUGGGUGUGUUUAAUGUGAGGAAGGGUAAGCUGGCCCUGCCUGUCAACCGGUGGUCACGACGACACGUCACCCUGAGUGGCACCUGUCUCAUCGUCUCUUCCGUCAAAUAUGCUCACACCGGCAAGAUGCACAUCCUGCCCCUCAUCGGUGGAAAGGUGGAGGAGGUGAGGAGACACAGUCACUGUCUAGCCUUCAGUUCUUCUGGUCCCCAGAGUCAGACCUACUACAUCAGCUAUGACUCCUACACAGAACACCUCCGCUGGCACAGACAGGCUGCCAAGAUAGUGUCUCAGAGGGUGAGUUCUGUGGAUCUGUCAUGUUGCAGUCUGGAGGAGCUGCCAUCUCAGCUGUUCUACAGCCAGGACCUGACCCACCUCAACCUCAAACACAACUAUCUGACGGGCCUCACACAUCUCACCAGAUUCUGCAGGUUGAGGAGCCUCAAUCUCUCUAACAACGCUCUGUCUGACUUCCCUCUGGCCGUGUGUGACAUCACCUCCCUGACAGAGCUCAACCUCCAAGGCAACCUUCUGACCUCUCUGCCCUCAGCACUGGGGACCAUGCACAACCUGCAGACCCUGCUUCUGGACGGAAACUCUCUGAACUCCCUGCCUGCUGAGCUGGGCUCUCUGGAGGCCCUGACCUACCUGGGCCUGUCCUUCAACCUGUUCAGCAGCGUACCUCCAGCCCUGGAGAGGCUCAGGGGGGUGGAGAGGCUCUGUCUGGCUGGGAAUCAGCUCUCCUCCCUGGACAUGGUCGGCCUGCAGUGGCUCCCCCACCGACACAUAGAUCUCAGGUUGAACAGGCUCCAGAGGGUGGUGGUUGGGGAGGCUGGCCUGCUGAGCCACGUGGCCCAGUUAGAUGUGCGGGACGCUGGGUUGGAGGAGCUUGACGUCAGGACCCUAUCCAGGCUGGAGCUCCUACGCUGUGACAGAAACACACUCACACUCCUUCGAGUCAGCGGCCUAGCACUCAAGGGUCUGCACACAGCACAAAACGAGCUGAGAGCGCUGGAGGUGUUUCCUGUUCCAGAGAGCCUCACUGUUGUGGACGUGUCCAGGAACCAUCUGGACUGUGUGCCUGACUGGGUGUGUGAGAGCACCCGACUAGAGGUCCUAGACAUCAGCCACAACCACAUCAAAGAGUUACCCAUACGGUUAUUCUGCAGUGCUAGUCUUCGUAAAGUGCUGGUGGGAUGUAACAGUCUGCGUAGACUACCUGAGCGGCUGGAGAAAUCUCAGCUAGAGGUUCUAGAUGUACAACACAACCUGCUAACUGAGCUACCACACAACCUCUUCAUUAAGGCCCAAAGCUUGCGCUACCUGAACGCAUCAGCCAAUAAGCUGGAGUGCCUCCCUCCAGCCAGCCUAUCAGAGGAGGGCUUCAGCAGCCUGCAGGAGCUGUAUCUGACCAAUAACAGUCUGACGGACAAGAGUGUCCCUCUGCUGACUGGUCACGCCCACCUCAGGGUGCUGCACCUGGCCUACAACCAGCUACAGACCUUCCCAGCCAGUAAGAUGGCUCGUUUGGAGCAGCUGGAGGAACUGGACCUCAGUGGGAACAGGCUGAGAGCGGUGCCCACCACCAUCCUGAGCUGCAGGCACAUGCACACACUCUCUGCCCACUCCAACAACAUCACUGUCUUCCCUGAGGUCCUCCAGCUUCAAGACAUGAAGGUAGGACAGACACAACACACACUCUCUGCCCACUCCAACAACAUGACUGUCUUCCCUGAGGUCCUCCAGCUUCAAAACAUGAAGGUAGGACAGACACAACACACACUCUCUGCCCACUCCAACCACAUCACUGUCUUCCCUGAGGUCCUCCAGCUUCAAGACAUGAAGUGUGUGGAUCUGAGCUGUAAUGAGUUGUGUGAGGUAGUCCUCCCAGAGUCUCUGCCUGCUAAACUACAGGAGCUAGACCUGACAGGCAACCCUCGCCUCAACCUGGACCACCGGAGCCUCGAACUGCUCAAUAACAUUAGGUGUUUCCGUGUGGACCCAUCUCCCUUCUCUUUGUGUGGCAGUGAGGGGCCCGGGGAGCCUGCAGUCUGGAGCCACGGAUACACAGAGGCCUCUGGGGUCAACAACAAACUGUGUGUAGCAGCCCUGGCGUUGGACAGUUUCCGUGGAAGCAGGGAGGCUCUGUACGGCGUGUUUGACGGAGACCGGAACGUUGAGGUGCCCUACCUGCUGCAAUGCACCAUGGGAGAUGUGCUGGCCGAGGAACUGCACAAGAGCAAGAACCAAGAGGACUAUAUGACCAACACCUUCCUCACCAUGCAGAGGAAGUUGGGCACGGCAGGACAGAGGCUGGGAGGGUCCGCGGCCCUCUGCCACAUCCGUCAUGGCCUUGUUGCCCCAAGCGACCGUGGCGGCGGGGGCUGUUUCACGGUGACAGCGGCUAACGUGGGAAGGUGUCAAGCAGUUCUGUGUCGUGAUGGCAAGGCCCUCCCUCUCUCCACCACACACACCGUCAGACAGCAGGCAGAGUACCAAAGAGCACGCCAACACCAUGCUAUCAUCACUGAGGACAACAAAGUGAACGGAGUGACGGACUCCACCAGGAUCAUGGGCUACUCCUUCCUGUGUCCCGCCGUGACCCCACGACCCCACAUCUCCACGGUAACCCUCACCCCGCAGGAUGAGUUCUUCAUCCUGGCCAGCCGGGGCUUGUGGGAUACCAUGUCCACCUGCGAGGCUGUGGAGGCAGUGCGUAAUGUCCCAGACUCCCUAGCAGCAGCCAAGAAGCUGUGUACGCUGGCGCAGGGCUACGGCUGUCCUGACAGUCUGUGUGCUGUGGUGGUGCAGCUGAGUAUCACUGAAGACUGCUGCUGCUGUGAGCCCCCACCACCCCCACCCAGCCCCGGCCUGGAAACGCAACACACCCACACUGCUGGUAACACACACCACCACCCCGGCUAUGGCUCAGCAGAUGGAACUCUACCAUUACCGCCUCCGGUGAUGGGGACAGGAAGUGAGGUCAGCAGUGAGGUCAGCACGUCAGAGAUGAGCAGUGAGGUGGGGUCGACGGCGUCAUCGGACGAGCCAGCCAAUCAGACGGAGAAGGGCGUGGCCCUGGGGGGUCGCGGGGGGGUGCUGGGGCGGGGAGCGGGGGUGUAUGGAGGUGGAAGAGCAUCGUUCCAGAGGCAGUACUCGGGGGCUCUGUCUGACAAUGGGCUGGACAGUGAGGAUGAGGAGCCUAUAGCUGGGGUGUUCUCUAAUGGGAGCAGAGUGGAGGUGGAGGCUGACAUACACUGUCUGAGAGCACGGGCCAGCUCUAUACCAAUACCCCACACACACCCUGACCCACACACCCACCUUGAGCCUGACCCACACACACACCCUGACCCACACCCCGACCCACACCCCAGCCCUGACCCGCACACACACCCCAGCCCUGACCCGCACACACACCCCAGCCCUGACCCGCACACACACCCUAACACCUCUGUCACACAGCAGCCUGAGCCUUUACCUCCACCCUCCUGCCAGUCAGCCCCCACCCCACCCUCGUCCCCCCCUUAUCCGUUUCCUUACCAUCAGCCCAGCCCUGACCCUGAGACUAGCCCUGACCCUGUAGUAGAAGAGGAGCUGAGGGCUGUAGAGACAGACACUGUAACACCCAAACACACUGUUCAGGGACAGGAGGUGGGGCCUGGAGAGACUGGAGCAGGGUUGUGUGUGAUUGGUGGAGAGGUGCAGUUAGGUGCGGGCUCAGGCUCAGGCUCUAGCUCGGCCAGUAGGACUCUGGGUGGGACUCUGGGGCGUAAGGGGCGGGGUAACGGCUCGGUGGCGUGUCAGGGGCGGAGCCAGGAUGUGAUAGAGGAGGUGGGCGACGCUCCCGUCAGGAAGCAAGGAGGUUACUUCAACGCUCCGGCCCAGCCGGACCCUGACGACAAGCUCGUCAUUCCUCCCGAGCUGGAGGAGGAGAUCCGGGAGAUCAUGAAACAACAACAGGAGCAGAGUCAGACACACUCCCAGGGCCACCAGACACACCCCCAGUCACCGCCUGCAGCAGAAUACUACGUCACGCCCUUCUAGCUGACCAGACCGUUCUGUUACAACCCCUUCACAGCACAUUAGACCGCACCUGUGAAGAAUCCCUGCUACGCCGAUUUAUAGAAUGUCUGGAGAUGAGUUCCUGUAUGGGUGUGUCCAAAAUGACACGCUGUUCAAUAUCCCAAUGAAUGGGAUCAGAGGUUGAGGAGUUACGGGGGAAACAUGCACAGUCCCUCCCGAAACACACCGACCCUCCUGAAGAUGCCUCAUACCUGCUAAUGGCCAGCAAUACUUGUUUUAUUCUGUUAUCAUUUUAUAUUCCUAACUAUAUGACCCCAGGAAAUACAAUGCAUUUUUAUAAACACAGGCAUUAUUUACUUGCUUCACAAUGUUCAAGUUAAUUAAUUCAUUUUUUAUCAUAUUUUGUGAUGAAUGAAGGAAUUGAUUAAGCACUUUUUUUAUGCAGAGACUUUUAUUUGAACUAUUAUAAAGCUGAAUGAUACAUUCUGCUAGACUGACUGAACUAUUAUAACGCUGAAUGACACAUUCUGCUAGACUGACUGAACUAUUAUAAAGCUGAAUGACACAUUCUGCUAGACUGACUGAACUAUUAUAAAGCUGAAUGAUACAUUCUGCUAGACUGACUGAACUAUUAUAAAGCUGAAUGAUACAUUCUGCUAGACUGACUGAACUAUUAUAAAGCUGAAUGAUACAUUCUGCUAGACUGACUGAACUAUUAUAAAGCUGAAUGAUACAUUCUGCUAGACUGACUGAACUAUUAUAACGCUGAAUGAUACAUUCUGCUAGACUGACUGAACUAUUAUAAAGCUGAAUGAUACAUUCUGCUAGACUGACUGAACUAUUAUAACGCUGAAUGAUACAUUCUGCUAGACUGACUGAACUAUUAUAACGCUGAAUGAUACAUUCUGCUAGACUGACUGAACUAUUAUAAAGCUGAAUGAUACAUUCUGCUAGACUGACUGAACUAUUAUAACGCUGAAUGAUACAUUCUGCUAGACUGACUGAACUAUUAUAACGCUGAAUGAUACAUUCUGCUAGACUGACUGAACUAUUAUAACGCUGAAUGACACAUUCUGCUAGACUGACUGAACUAUUAUAAAGCUGAAUGAUACAUUCUGCUAGACUGACUGAACUAUUAUAAAGCUGAAUGACACAUUCUGCUAGACUGACUGAACUAUUAUAAAGCUGAAUGAUACAUUCUGCUAGACUGACUGAACUAUUAUAACGCUGAAUGAUACAUUCUGCUAGACUGACUGAACUAUUAUAACGCUGAAUGACACAUUCUGCUAGACUGACUGAACUAUUAUAAAGCUGAAUGACACAUUCUGCUAGACUGACUGAACUAUUAUAACGCUGAAUGAUACAUUCUGCUAGACUGACUGAACUAUUAUAAAGCUGAAUGACACAUUCUGCUAGACUGACUGAACUAUUAUAACGCUGAAUGAUACAUUCUGCUAGACUGACUGAACUAUUAUAAAGCUGAAUGACACAUUCUGCUAGACUGACUGAACUAUUAUAACGCUGAAUGAUACAUUCUGCUAGACUGACUGAACUAUUAUAAAGCUGAAUGACACAUUCUGCUAGACUGACUGAACUAUUAUAAAGCUGAAUGAUACAUUCUGCUAGACUGCCUGAACUAUUAUAAAGCUGAAUGAUACAUUCUGCUAGACUGACUGAACUAUUAUAAAGCUGAAUGACACAUUCUGCUAGACUGACUGAACUAUUAUAACGCUGAAUGACACAUUCUGCUAGACUGACUGAACUAUUAUAAAGCUGAAUGAUACAUUCUGCUAGACUGACUGAACUAUUAUAAAGCUGAAUGAUACAUUCUGCUAGACUGACUGAACUAUUAUAACACUGAAUGAUACAUUCUGCUAGACUGACUGAACUAUUAUAAAGCUGAAUGACACAUUCUGCUAGACUGACUGAACUAUUAUAACGCUGAAUGAUACAUUCUGCUAGACUGACUGAACUAUUAUAAAGCUGAAUGACACAUUCUGCUAGACUGACUGAACUAUUAUAACGCUGAAUGAUACAUUCUGCUAGACUGACUGAACUAUUAUAAAGCUGAAUGAUACAUUCUGCUAGACUGACUGAACUAUUAUAACGCUGAAUGACACAUUCUGCUAGACUGACUGAACUAUUAUAACGCUGAAUGACACAUUCUGCUAGACUGACUGAACUAUUAUAACGCUGAAUGAUACAUUCUGCUAGACUGACUGAACUAUUAUAAAGCUGAAUGACACAUUCUGCUAGACUGACUGAACUAUUAUAAAGCUGAAUGAUACAUUCUGCUAGACUGACUGAACUAUUAAAACGCUGAAUGACACAUUCUGCUAGACUGACUGAACUAUUAUAAAGCUGAAUGAUACAUUCUGCUAGACUGACUGAACUAUUAUAAAGCUGAAUGACACAUUCUGCUAGACUGACUGAACUAUUAUAAAGCUGAAUGAUACAUUCUGCUAGACUGACUGAACUAUUAUAAAGCUGAAUGAUACAUUCUGCUAGACUGACUGAACUAUUAUUGCUAGAGAGCUGUUUUCUUUCUGCCAGCCAGCAAGGCAGCCUGACUGUGGCUCCCUCCCUAAUGGCACCCUAUUCCCUAUUGCAGAGCCCUGGUCAAAAGUAGUUCACUAUAUAGGGAAUUGGUUGCUAUUUGGGACACAGCCUGUGUAUGGUUGCCUGUAGGCCUCUAAAGUAGACUGAUGCUGAGAGAGAAACUAAAUCCUAGGAGUUGCAUACUCUUAAGUGUGACAUAAUAAUUGACGUGUACUAAUCUUCUCUAAGAGAAAAUACUUUUUUUUUUUUUCAGAAGAUUGUUGACACAGACAGAUGUCUGAGGAAAGGAGGGAGGGAGAGAUGGAUGGGGAGGCAUAGGUAGAAUUAUAAGGACUGGGGAGAACACUGGAAAGGGGGGGAAUACUGGUAUUACGCAGCUCAAUGAAUGUGUGGGGCCUAUGUGAUCUAAUGAACUCACUUCAACAAAGGCAUUGUUCUAUCUAAGCUAAUCACACAGGAAAGCUACUUUUUCUAUAAUAAAUCUACAUUUUCAAAUAAUCA
Molecule: messenger RNA, 9243 nt
Organism: Oncorhynchus mykiss (rainbow trout)
Lineage: Eukaryota; Metazoa; Chordata; Actinopteri; Salmoniformes; Salmonidae
Source: RefSeq, a predicted model, not a curated record